UGCUGCUUGUCAAUCGCGGAGGAAGCCAUGGACAGCGAUGAUGAAAACGUGGAGGAGACGGUGGAAGGACAAUUAGAUGACGAUGGUCUGCCUCAUGGCCUGUGCAUGGUCAGUUACAGCUCCACAGAUCGCUUUGAGGGGCAUUUUGUACAUGGCGAAAAAAAUGGACGCGGCAAAUUCUUCUUCUUUGAUGGAAGUACUUUGGAAGGUUUUUAUGUUGACGAUGCGUUGCAAGGACAAGGAGUAUAUACAUAUGAGGAUGGAGGUGUCCUACAUGGCACAUACGUGGACGGGGAGCUGAAUGGACCAGCACAGGAGUUUGAUACGGAUGGAAGGUUGAUAUUCAAAGGUCAAUAUAAAGACAACAUCCGACAUGGCAUCUGCUGGAUUUACUACCCAGAUGGAGGCGGCCUUGUGGGAGAGGUGAAUGAAGAUGGGGAAAUGACAGGGAAUAAGAUAGCCUAUGUCUAUCCUGAUGGAAGAACAGCACUGCAUGGGAAAUUCAUUGAUGGAGAAAUGCUGGAAGGAAAGCUGGCCUUCCUCACGUCUGUUAAAGAAGGAUGGCCACACUUUGAAAUUAUCCCUGACAGUAAAGUUUAUUCUUUUGAUAAAUCAACUUCAUAGUGUAUUUCUAUAGACACAAUUCUCCCGCCAUACCAGAUUGAAAGAAUGUAUAUAGCAGACUCGCUUAUUUCCAAUGCUGGAGAAGGUCUCUAUGCUAAAAUAGCUGCUGGCCCCAAUACUGUGAUGUCAUUUUACAAUGGUGUUCGGAUUACACAUCAAGAGGUCGAUAGCAGAGAUUGGUCUUUGAACGGCAAUACAAUUUCUUUAGAUGAGGAAACUGUAAUUGAUGUACCAGAGCCCUUCAAAGCGACUGCUAAAUAUUAUGCCUCCCAAGGGCACAAAGCCAACCACUCCUUCAAUCCCAACUGUAUGUAUGACCUGUUUGUCCACCCAAGGUUUGGACCUAUCAAGUGUAUCCGAACCAUUUCAGCUGUGGAGAAGGAUGAAGAACUUACUGUGGCCUAUGGCUACGACCACAACGCUACAGGGAAUAAUGGUCCUGAGGCACCGGAAUGGUACCAGCAGCAGUUGAAGGCAUUUCAUAUGUGUCAGCAGAAGUGAUCAGCACCACCUUUUCUCCUUCUCUCUUUGCGUUGGGUAACUGGAUCUAUGCAUAAUGUUUCUACUGGAGUUUUCUGGACAU
Messenger RNA from Nanorana parkeri, 1207 nucleotides. It is a transcript of the gene SETD7, whose product is annotated as SET domain containing lysine methyltransferase 7. Gene Ontology annotation, biological process: regulation of DNA-templated transcription. The transcript is spliced from 10 exons. Gene Ontology annotation, molecular function: protein binding; histone H3K4 monomethyltransferase activity. Lineage: Eukaryota; Metazoa; Chordata; Amphibia; Anura; Dicroglossidae. The record is from RefSeq and is a predicted model, not a curated record. Gene Ontology annotation, cellular component: chromosome.